AUGGUCUACCUGGACUACAACGCUACGACCCCGUUGGACGAGAAGGUGCAGCAGGCGAUGAAGCCGUACAUAGAGGGGAGGUUCGGAAAUCCCAGCUCAUCGCACUGGUACGGAGUGAAGGAGAAGGAAGCUGUGGCCAAGGCGAGAGAGGAGGUCGCUGAUCUCAUCGGGUGCUCGAGUGAGGAGGUGUUCUUUACCUCAGGGGGAACGGAGUCGAUCAACUGGGCGCUCAAAGGAACAGCCGAGAGGUUGAGGAAGACCAAGAGACACAUCGUGACGAGCGCAGCCGAGCAUGUCGCCGUGCUGGAGUGCUGCAAGUAUCUCGAGGAGGUUCACGGCAUGGAGAUCACGCACGUGGGGGUCAACGAGUACGGAGAGGUUGACCCCGAGCAAGUGCGAGCUGCCAUAAGGGAAGACACGGCCCUUGUUACGAUCAUGCUGGCGAACAAUGAGACAGGAACCAUCAACGACAUCCGGAGCAUUGCCCAGAUCGCAAGGAGCAAAGGCGUCCUGGUACACACCGAUGCCUCGCAAGCGAUUGGCAAGAUCCCUGUUGACGUGAAUGACCUCGGAGUCGACUUCUUGACCGUCGCUGGUGAACAUGCAAAGCAUGUUGUAGCGAACACGUUAACGGACUCCGGAACUUGGCCAGGUCACAAGCUCUAUGCUCCUGCUGGGGUCGGAGCGUUGUACAUCCGUCAUGGAACCGAACUUCCCAACUUCAUGCAUGGUGCAGGGCACGAGCGAGGACGAAGGGCCGGCACAGAAAACACCAUGCACCUCGUGGCGUUGGGAGCGGCAUGCAAGGCUAUUCCGGGUAUAGAGCUCAACGGGCAUCCUGAGCGUCGUCUCCCAAAUACCCUCAACGUGCUCAACCUCCCCUUCUCGUGUGUUCGAUCUCAUGGCGAUCUUCAGAUCAUUGCUCAGACAGCCGAUCGCCUAGCCUUCUCUGCAGGCAGUGCUUGUCACGCAGGGCAGACGGGGCAUGUCAGCCAUGUCCUCAAGGCUAUGAACAUCAGCAAGGACAAAGCUUUCAGGUGCUGCCAUCUCCGCAUCCGGAACCAUCACUGA
This is a messenger RNA of Guillardia theta CCMP2712, 1071 nucleotides long. RefSeq lists its product as hypothetical. The transcript has 12 exons. Gene Ontology annotation, cellular component: mitochondrion; cytosol. Gene Ontology annotation, molecular function: cysteine desulfurase activity. Lineage: Eukaryota; Cryptophyceae; Pyrenomonadales; Geminigeraceae. The record is from RefSeq and is a predicted model, not a curated record. The coding region runs from base 1 to 1071 and encodes 356 amino acids. Gene Ontology annotation, biological process: iron-sulfur cluster assembly.